Cervus elaphus (red deer) is the source of this 3057-nucleotide messenger RNA. It is a transcript of the gene ADGRG7, whose product is annotated as adhesion G protein-coupled receptor G7. The transcript has 16 exons. The record is from RefSeq and is a predicted model, not a curated record. Gene Ontology annotation, molecular function: G protein-coupled receptor activity. Gene Ontology annotation, biological process: G protein-coupled receptor signaling pathway; cell surface receptor signaling pathway. NCBI's taxonomy places the organism in Eukaryota, Metazoa, Chordata, Mammalia, Artiodactyla, Cervidae. Gene Ontology annotation, cellular component: membrane. The coding region runs from base 223 to 2610 and encodes 795 amino acids.
UGAGGAAAUAGCAAGCAGACUGUGUUCCUUUUAUUAGGUGAUUCAAACUGUUUCCUGCCUGAUUAACCUCAAAAAUCCUUAAAAAAUUGAGGAUAUCUAACAGAACCUUGAGAGAAGGAAUUGUGGUUUUUUUAGAAGAGUUUUUGAUUAAAGUUCUUGGCUGAAGAAGAAAAGAAGCAAGUUGUCUUUCACCCAGACGUUGGUUUGUGGUUUGGAUUCCCCAUGGCUUCCAGCCACGCUUGUAACCUCAGGGUGCUGGUGGCCGUCGUGUGUGGCCUGCUGACUGCCCUUGUUGUGGGACUGGGCUUCUGGAGGCUGGCGAUCAGGAUCCAGAGAGGAACAGUUACGCCUUCAUCAAGCACCCCUAUAGAGUUCUGCAAGAAUGGUGGAACCUGGCAAAAUGGCAGAUGCAUUUGUCCAGAAGAGUGGAAAGGACUGAGAUGUACAAUCAUUAAUUUCUGUGAAAACAGUACCUAUGGGAAUUUUACUUUUAACAGAAUUCCCGUGGGAAGAUAUGGAUCAUCCUUGCAAGUAUGUGACAAGAACACUCUAAAUGCGGGCAAUCCAUUGGCAAUUCGGCAGUGCAUUAAUGAAAAUGGAGAAAUAAAAUUACAAAAUGUGACGAUAGGAAAUUGUAAUCAAAGUCUGGAAACCCUGGAAAAGCAGAUUGUCAAUAUCUCAACACAGUCUCAAAGUAUUUCUAAUGAAGUCCAGAUUUUAACAUCGAAUGCCAGUAAAUUAACUCCUGAGAACAUCAUGUCUGCUACGAAAGUGGUUGGACAGAUUUUUAACACAUCCAGAAAUGCUUCAUCUGAGGCGAAAAAAGUUGCUGUGACAACAGUGAGUCAACUUCUAGAUGCCAGUGAAGAUGUUUUCCAAAGAGCUGCUACUGCUGCUGAUAGUGAUGAUGCCUUUGCAACGCUUAUUGAGCAAAUGGAGACAUAUUCCUUGUCUUUGGGCACCCAGCCAUUGAUAGAACCUAAUAUAGCAAUACAGUCAGUUAAUUUCUCUUCAGGAGGCAAUGAGGGGUCUACAGGUGUUCUGUUCACUGUACUGAAAGGAGCUAGCGAUUCUCUGACUUUUGGUUCCACGUCUGUAGAGGUAGACGUAGACAAACUGAAUCCCGAUGAACAGGCUGAACUUCAGAUCUUGCUGAACACCUCGAAAAUUAAUGUCAAGGCAUGUGGCUUUGUAGUGUAUCAAAACAACAAGCUUUUCCAAUCAAAAACUUUUAUAACUAAAUCAGACUUUAGUCAAAAAAUUGUCUCAAGCAAAACAGAUGAAAACGUGGAAGAUCAGAGUGCUUCUGUUGAAAUGGUCUUUAAUCCAAGGUACAACCGAACAGAAUUCCAGCUUCAUUCCUAUGCCUGCGUCUAUUGGAAUUUUUCCAUGAAGGAUUGGGACACACACGGCUGUCACAAACGGGGGGCCACUGAUGGAUUUCUAUACUGCUACUGCAACCAUACUACUAACUUUGCAGUAUUAAUGAGUUUCAAAAAGAAAUAUAAAUAUCCUGAAUCACUAGAUGUAUUUUCCACAUUUGGAUGUGCACUGUCCAUUGCUGGUCUGGCUCUCACAAUUAUAUUUCAGAUCGGCACCAGGAAAGUCAGAAAAACCUCAGUCACCUGGGUGUUGGUUAGUCUGUGUGCGUCCAUGUUGAUCUUCAACCUCUUCUUCGUGUUUGGAGUUGAAAACUCCAAUAAGAACAUAGAGACAAGCAGUGGUGAGACCAGUGGUGCUAACCUGAGUGAGAAUGAAAUGCUCAGACAGGACACUGUUGUCGUCGCGAAUCCCAAGUGCACUGCGGUUGCUGUCUUGCUGCACUACUUUGGGUUAGCGACCUUUGUCUGGAUGGGACUCAGUGCGGCCCAGCUCUGCUUCCUGCUGAUUAGGACCAUGAAGCCACUUCCUCAGCAUUUCAUCCUCUUUACCUCUUUAAUUGGAUGGGGAGUCCCGGCUAUAGUGGUGGCUGUGACAGUGGGAAUUAUUUGUUCUCAGAAUGGAAAUAAUUCACAGUGGGAGUUAGACUACCGGCAAGAGGAAAUCUGCUGGCUGGCAACUCAAGGAAGCAGUGGUCUGAUAGCAAGUCCAUUGUUGUGGUCAUUCGUUGUACCUGUGACCCUUAUCCUCAUCAGCAACAUUGUUAUGUUUAUUAUCAUUGUAAUCAAAGUACUGUGGAAGAAUAAUCAGAAUCUGACAAGCACAAAGAAGGUUUCAUCCCUAAAGAAGAUUCUUAGCACAUUAUCUGUUGCAGUUGUCUUUGGAAUUACCUGGAUUCUGGCAUACUUAAUGCUAACUGAUAAUGAUGACAUCAGGGUCAUCUUCAGCUACAUAUUCUGCCUUUUCAACACAACUCAGGGAUUGCAAAUUUUUAUCCUCUACACUGUGAGAACAAAAAUCUUCCAGAGCAAAGCUUCCGAAGUGUUGAAGUCGUUGUCGUCCACCGCUGGCAGAGUGAAGGUGCUGCCGUCGAUGCCACUGAGGCUGCGUGUGAGGAUGUACAGCAUGAUCAGGUCGUUUCCAGCCCUACACGAGCGUUUCAGGCUGCUGGAGCCAUCUACACUUAGCGAGGAGAUGUCUGAGAGUGAUCAAGUAAACCCAAGCAUCUAGACAGUAAAACUGUUCCCUUUUGUGGCCCUCUUGUUAUUCAGCUCGCUUUUUCUAUUUCCUUCCUUUAUUAUCCAGUCUUCUCAUAAAAUCUCCCUCAGUAUAUUUUGCUUAAAGUUAAGACUUAGAUAAAACUUGUUGUUUAUUAUCAUCCGGAAUGGUGGGUUUGGUAGUUUUUCUAUUAUUUAAUAGAGUCUUACCCCAAUGAAGUGAAGAAUUCCACUCAGAUUUCAAGAUAAGUCAAUUAUCAUUGCUCCCUACAUCAUAAAGUCUGUGUGACAAAGUUUGAUAAAAAUAUAGAACCUAAAACAAAUUAUUUUACAAUUUACCAAAAAGGACACGAAGAGAAAAAUUUACUCCCCAGAACAAAAUGGUUUCUGGUCAACACUACAAGGAGUUACUUGUAUGCAUCAUACUUCUGAUCUUUGAAUAUUUUAAAUUUGUAUGUGC